GUGCUGGGAUUACAGGCUUGAGCCACCGCGCCCGGCCAACUUUCUCUCUUAUCACUUGCACCUCCUGGCCUCUGAUGCUUGAACUAAAAAGUCAAUAAGAUGAAAGUCUGUUGCGGCCACCCUCAAGAAGGAAAAAUACACAGAAACAAUUGAUACACAAAGAACAGGGCACACCCUGGGUUGAGUGCAUGGCUGCCCAGGGCAGCGACUAGGCUAAUCCUGGGCAUAUAAAAGAGGAAAGAGUACCCAGGUCUUCACUUCACUGCGACUACAGAACUCGGAGUGGCUCUUCCUCUGUGGCCAGUUGGGGACCAGCAUCAUGAAGUGGUUGGUGGUGGUCUUGCUCUGCCUCCAGCUGUUGGAGGCAGCAGUGGUCAAAGUGCCCCUGAAGAAAUUUAAGUCUAUCCGUGAGACCAUGAAGGAGAAGGGCUUGCUGGGGGAGUUCCUGAGGACACACAAGUAUGAUCCUGCUUGGAAGUACCACUUUGGUGACCUCAGCGUGUCCUACGAGCCCAUGGCCUACAUGGAUGCUGCCUACUUUGGUGAGAUCAGCAUCGGGACUCCACCCCAGAACUUCCUGGUCCUUUUUGACACCGGCUCCUCCAACUUGUGGGUGCCCUCUGUCUACUGCCAGAGCCAGGCCUGCACCAGUCACUCCCGCUUCAACCCCAGCAAGUCCUCCACUUACUCCACCAACGGGCAGACCUUCUCCCUGCAGUAUGGCAGCGGCAGCCUCACCGGCUUCUUUGGCUACGACACCCUGACUGUCCAGAGCAUCCAGGUCCCCAACCAGGAGUUCGGCUUGAGUGAGAAUGAGCCUGGUACCAAUUUCGUCUAUGCUCAGUUUGAUGGCAUCAUGGGCCUGGCCUACCCUACUCUGUCCGUGGACGGGGCCACCACAGCUAUGCAGGGCAUGGUGCAGGAGGGCGCCCUCACCAGCCCCAUCUUCAGCGUCUACCUCAGCGACCAGCAGGGCUCCAGCGGGGGAGCGAUUGUCUUUGGGGGUGUGGACAGCAGCCUGUACACGGGGCAGAUCUACUGGGCGCCUGUCACCCAGGAGCUCUACUGGCAGAUUGGCAUUGAAGAGUUUCUCAUUGGCGGCCAGGCCUCCGGCUGGUGUUCUGAGGGUUGCCAGGCUAUCGUGGAUACAGGCACCUCUCUGCUCACUGUGCCCCAGCAGUACAUGAGCGCUCUUCUGCAGGCCACUGGGGCCCAGGAGGACGAAUAUGGACAGUUUCUCGUGAACUGUAACAGCAUCCAGAAUCUGCCCACCUUGACCUUCAUCAUCAAUGGCGUGGAGUUCCCUCUGCCACCCUCCUCCUACAUCCUCAAUAACAACGGCUACUGCACCGUGGGAGUCGAGCCCACCUACCUGUCCGCCCAGAACAGCCAGCCCCUGUGGAUCCUCGGGGAUGUCUUCCUCAGGUCCUACUAUUCCGUCUACGACUUGAGCAACAACAGGGUGGGCUUUGCCACUGCUGCCUAGACUUGCUGCCUCGACACGUGGGCUCCCCUCUUCCUCUUGGCCCUGCACCCUCCUGGGGCAUUGUAUCUGUCUUUCCACUCUGGAUUCAGCCUUCCUUUUUCGGACUCUGGACUUUCUCUAAUAAUAAAUAGUUCUUCUUUA
Messenger RNA from Cercocebus atys (sooty mangabey), 1627 nucleotides. It is a transcript of the gene PGC, whose product is annotated as progastricsin (pepsinogen C). NCBI's taxonomy places the organism in Eukaryota, Metazoa, Chordata, Mammalia, Primates, Cercopithecidae. Gene Ontology annotation, molecular function: aspartic-type endopeptidase activity. Gene Ontology annotation, biological process: proteolysis. The record is from RefSeq and is a predicted model, not a curated record. Bases 320 to 1486 code for a protein of 388 amino acids. The transcript is spliced from 9 exons.